Molecule: messenger RNA, 1086 nt
Organism: Caenorhabditis angaria
Lineage: Eukaryota; Metazoa; Nematoda; Chromadorea; Rhabditida; Rhabditidae
Source: the annotation of a GenBank genome assembly
AUGGUCAAAAAACCAGAAGAAAUCGAUUCGGAUUUUGCGAGAGUUGGAGUGAAAAAUGUGAGUAGCAAAUAUAAAUAUUUGCUCAAAAAUUUGUCUAGCCUACAAAAUGUUUCAAACUAAAAAAAAGGUUAUUUUAUUAUUUGCAUUACAGCGAACUUGCUGAUAAGGAAAAAACAUUUGAUAUCGAUUCAUUUGAACGAUUUGUGACCGAAGCGAUUCGCGAAGUUUUCGGCAAUUGCGGUCCAGUUGUCAAGGUUUCCGAAUUCAACCCUUCAACUCUUCGCGGUUCAAUUGUUGCUCCGGGAAACGAGGCGAAAACUGUUUGGGCUGCUCUAUCAGCCAAGGGAAAGUUUCAGGGACAACGAAUUGCGGCGCAUCUUCAUAGUGUGAGUGAUAACUUGUUUUUUACAAGGAAAAUAUAUGUUUUCUAGCAUUUUUUCGACCAGGAUCCCUGAAAUUUUGAGAUUUUUGAAGAUUUUCAGCCUAGAAAUUGCUGAAAUUCAUAAUUUUCAGCUAAAAUUCAGGUUUUUGAGCAAUUUCCAGGUGAUUUGUAUCAAUUUCAGACAAUUUUCAUUCAAAAAUCCAAAUUUUCAUCUAAAUUUAGUCAAUUAUCAAUAAAAAACUGGAUUUUUCAGCCAUUUCCAGUGAAAGUUAAGAGUUUCAGUUACAAAUAGCUGAAAAUCCUAAUUUUCACUGGAAAUAUCUGAAAAAUUCAGUUUUCUAUUAAAAAUUGCCUAAAUUUAGCUGGAAAUUUGGAUUUUUGACUGAAAAUGGCCUGAAAUUGAUACAAAUAGCUAAAAAUCUUAAUUUUUACUGGAAAUAGCUCAAAAAUCCAGUUUUUGACUGAAAAUUGCCUGAAAUUGAUACAAAUUACCUAUAUUCAAUGGAAAUUGUUCAAAAAUUAGGGUUUUUGACUGAAAAUUCUGAAUUUCAGCAAUUUCUAGGCUGAAAAUCUUCAAAAAUCCCAAAAUUUCACAUCCUGGUCGAAAAAAUGCUAGAAAACAUGUUAAAAUACGUGAAACGUGUACCCGAAACCUAAUUUUUAAUUUUCAGUUAACCGAAACCGACAUCACCAACAUUUUCUAA